Molecule: messenger RNA, 2729 nt
Organism: Branchiostoma belcheri (Belcher's lancelet)
Lineage: Eukaryota; Metazoa; Chordata; Leptocardii; Amphioxiformes; Branchiostomatidae
Product: histone acetyltransferase p300-like
Exons: 9
Coding region: 112-1647 (511 amino acids)
Source: RefSeq, a predicted model, not a curated record
UUUGACCCCAUGGACAGGUAAGCUCUCCCAAAACAGAAGGUGAGUCAUACCGCUGGUAUAAAAGUAGCGGCUUGCAGAGACCGUGCAGGUAAACAUUAAGGGGCGUACACGAUGGCAACGGCAAGGGACAGAAGCUCUUCCUCCGAGUCGCUCGAGGAACCAACCCCUCUCCCCGGAGACGGUCUGGGGAAGGGAGAAGGCGAGGGGAGCGUCGAUUCGUUUUUCCUUCGGCAGCAGAGGGAGAGGUUCUCUGAACUUCGUCGUAUUUCUCACGGCGAACGUCCCGUGUCCGGGCAAGGUAUCUGCGAGAAGCUGGACAGCUUCUUCCGUGGCCAAAUUGGCGCAGACUCAGCUGAACUGGGAGAGGAAAACGAUGAGAACAGACCAACCAGCAGCCAACGGAGGACUGAGGAGAGACGCCCAGAAGCAGUUAGACUAGAGGUGCGAGGACUGUUUGACCAGCACCGCGUGAGUAACGUGCUGCAGAGUGACCUGUUCAGGCGCGAGUUGGAGAACGUUGUGCGGGGAGGACUGUCCAGGUUCCAUCGGUCUGUCCCUCCACCUCGCCUCCCUCCACCACCUCCCCCUCAAGACUUCAACGAUGCGAGCUCCACCACCACUGCCACUGACUUUGAUGAGACGGGGAGCGUCUCCAGCUUCACGUCAGGCAGCACCUCGGACGUGUCGCUCCACUCCUGGCUGUGGCAGGUCCCUCCUCCUCCUCCCCAGUCAGAUUAUGGACCCCCACAGAUGGGCCCCGGAGCACUCCCACCACCUCCCUCUUACCAGGCGGCACAGCACGCACAGCCAUGGCAACAGCAGGCACCUGGGCAGCUGGGACAGCAGGGCCCAUGGCAACAGCAGCAGGGCCCAUGGCAACAACAGCAGGGCCCAUGGCAACAGCAGCAGGCACAGCAAGGUCAUAGGCAGCAACCUUGGCUGCAACAAAGGCAGCCAACACUAUUGCAACGACAGCAGCAGCAACAAGCCAGCCGGCGUGCGCUGUAUGACAUCGAGCAGGCUCAGCGGGAAAACAUCGUGAACGACAUCAGCGAGCUGCUGCAGCGCCAGCUGGUCAGCUCCUCGCUGGACGGCGGCUUCCGCGGCGUUCUCGAGCUCAUGGUGGCGCGAAGGGUUAACGAGAGCGGUACUGAUGGAGAGAGGGUGCAGGAGUCCAUACAGAGCAUCCCCCGCUCCCGUCCUCACCGCAGGAACGACUUCAGCCACCUCGGCAUCAACACACAGCCUCAGGGCGCAGAGGCUGAUGGGAUAGGGGCACCAAGGAACCAGCUGCAGGGUCCGGAGCUUGCAUCACUGCAGGCGCAGGUGGAGGAGCUGAAGAACAUGGUCAGGGUCAGCUUCGACCUGCAGCUGGACCUGCAGAGGGCCAUCAGGCAGGAGGUCGCCGCUGCCAUGGCCGCACACACAGGUUCCAACACGCAGGACGUGCCUGUGACUCGAGCGGUGCGGGAGGGCCACUGCCUGAUCUGCCUGGACCAGACUGUGGACUCGGUGCUAUACCAGUGUGGACACAUGUGCGUCUGCAACGGCUGCGGCCUCAACCUGAAGGCUCAGGGGCACAACUGUCCCGUGUGCCGCGCACCGAUCAGAGAUGUCAUCAGGGCAUACAGGUGCAACCAGGAUUGAGCACUAGUGCAUCAAUCAGUUAAAGCUUUGGGGGCAUAGGAGUAGUAGAAAAAAGUCCUGGGGUUGCUGUUCACCUAUCAGAGAUGUCAUCAGGGCCUACAGGUGCAACCAGGAUUAAGCACUGGUGGUGCAUCAAAAAGUUAAAUCUUUGGGGGCUUAGGAGUAGCAGGAAAUGUGCCUGGUGUGCCACACAUCUAUCAGAGAUGUCAUCAGGGCCUACAGGUGCAACCAGGAUUAAUUGACCACUGGUGCAUCUAUCAGUUAAAGCUUUGGGGGCAUAGGACAAACACUGUCCAUAUGCACCUAGAUGAUAGUCGACAGAUUUUCAUGUAUGUAGUGAAUGAUUUAAUUAAAUGGUAGUAGAUUUGAACUACCUUUUUUUUUUUACUUUGUAUAAAAAUCGCUAGAUUUUCAUGCAGAUUGAUUUGCUUGUAUACCCAGUUUAUAUGGUAUAUCUUAACCCUUUGACACCUAAGUGGGUUGUUGACUGUAGGGAUGUUUUUCAUCAUAUAAUUUGGUACAAAUUCACAUGGGAAAUCAGUAUAAUACAUAAUUCAAUCAUUGACCAGAAGAAAACUAUUGGUUCAUAAAUGCAAUAGGGUCAUGUGAAUCAUGCAUGAUUGUGCAUUACUUGGGGAGAACAUACAUAUGGUUGAACAUGUACUUAUAUUUUGUAAUAAGUAUGCAAUAUAAUUACAUGUACUUUCUGAAAAGAAAAUAUGAUAUGAAGAAUAUUAUUGUCUCUUAAAGCAACUGAUGUAUAUCACUAAUAUCAGGGUAUGUUUUUAAAGAGAAAUUGGUAGUGUUUGUAUUCCUUAGUCAUAUAGUGUUGUAUGGUCACAACCUGUAUUCGAUCUUGUGACUGUGUUGUACAAAAGUAUGAAUGUUACAGCACAGAGACACAUGAAAACCUUGCAUGGCCAGAUCGUUCUGAAUUCCAGUAGCCAGUCAGCAAUACAACAGGACCUGUCAAUACUAAUGUAGUUAGUAAGAGAGAUGUCCAGACCUGCUGGCAGGUCUAUUACAUUCCACUGUACUGCAUCUGUACAUGGAGCAAAUAAACACUAUAUGUUUAUGGUGAA